AUGAAGAUCGCAGUCACUGGAAGUAACGGCUCCGUAGGGCGCGCCGUCGUCGCAAACGCGUUAAAACAAGGGCACUCAGUCCUAGGGAUCGAUGUUACCACGCCUGCCGCAGACGAGACGCGCACGAACCCGGACUUCAGCUUCGUGCAAGCGGAUCUGCGCGAUUUCGACGAGACGCUGAAAGCACUCGAAGGAUGUGAGGGCGUAGCACACUUGGCUGCGUUUCGGAAUCCGACCGAUUAUUUGGUCAAGACUCACAACAACAACGUCGUCAUAUCGUGGAACGUCUUGCGAGCGUGUGCAGAGUUGGGGAUCAAUCGCAUCGCAUGUGCAUCGUCGGUGAACGUUAUAACCAUGGUGUACUCUCAAGGCCCGCACUUCGAAUACUUCCCUGUUGACGAAAAUCAUCCGUGCCUGCCUGAUGAGCCGUAUGGCCUAUCCAAGAUCAUUGGUGAGAUGCAAGCUGAUAGCAUAGUCCGGCGCUUUCCUUCCGUUCGCAUUGCAAGUCUCCGCUUGCACUGGUCCAUACCCACACGAGCGACGGCACAGACCCAAGACCCCGCUCGAGCGAAAAAUGAUCUUUGGGGAUGGGUGCAGGAAGACUCUGCUGCCGAAGCGUUUCUGCUCGCUAUCACGCAAGAAGAUGGCCGGUGGAGCGGACACCAGCGUUUCUUUAUUGCGGCGCCGGAUAUAUCGUUACUCGAGCAAGAUUCUAAAACCCUUAGGGAGACUUAUUGGGGUGAUGUGCGGGUAAGGGAGGGAAAUAAUGUUAGCGGAAGGAAUGGGUUCUUCGAUUGUGCGAAGGCAGAGAGGCUGCUGGGAUGGAUUCACAGGGAUAUAUCAUAA
Molecule: messenger RNA, 846 nt
Organism: Heterobasidion irregulare TC 32-1
Lineage: Eukaryota; Fungi; Basidiomycota; Agaricomycetes; Russulales; Bondarzewiaceae
Exons: 4
Coding region: 1-846 (281 amino acids)
Source: RefSeq, a predicted model, not a curated record